This is a messenger RNA of Drosophila willistoni, 1377 nucleotides long. Its product is annotated as facilitated trehalose transporter Tret1. Gene Ontology annotation, biological process: transmembrane transport; carbohydrate transport. Bases 1 to 1377 code for a protein of 458 amino acids. The record is from RefSeq and is a predicted model, not a curated record. The transcript has 6 exons. NCBI's taxonomy places the organism in Eukaryota, Metazoa, Arthropoda, Insecta, Diptera, Drosophilidae. Gene Ontology annotation, cellular component: membrane. Gene Ontology annotation, molecular function: sugar transmembrane transporter activity.
AUGUUCUUCGAGAAUUCUUUGCUGCAGGCCAGGACCCGAUAUCAACUAAUUGCCACGGUUUUGGUUAAUAUCAUUACAUUUACUCAUGGCGUGGGUGUGGGUUGGCUAUCGCCCACUCUAACCAAAAUAUCCAGUUCCGACUCUCCGCUGGACUUUCACGUCAACAUCGAUGAGAUAUCCUGGAUGGGCUCAAUGUUGGGUUUGGGCAGCAUGUGUGGCAAUCUUACUAUAGCUUUUCUCUUGGAACGACUUGGUAGAAAGUUUUGCAUUUAUCUAUUGGCCGCUCCCAAUGUGUGCCUUUGGAUUCUCAUUUACUCGGCCUCAAAUGUGGGUUUCUUGUAUGCUGCACGCUUUCUCUGUGGCUUUACAGGCGGUGCAGGGUAUUCGGUCUUGCCAAUAUUCAUCAGUGAAAUAGCUGAUAGCAGCAUACGAGGAGCCUUAAGUUCCAUGGUCAUGCUUUCGGUGAAUCUUGGAAUUCUGGCUGGGUUUAUACUUAGCAGUCAUCUGUCCUAUCAGGUUGUGCCACUAUUGGCCAUUUGCCUGCCCGUGCUCUACUUUUUGACUGCCCUCUUGCUACCUGAAACUCCAUCGUAUCUGCUCAGACACAGCAGGCAGAAAGAAGCUGAGAAAUCUUUGAGAUUCUACAAGAACCCCAGAGAAAAUGAUGAGGAGCAAUCCUUUAAAAUGGACUUCGAAGAGUUGCGCUCGAAUAUAGCAGCCCAGCAGGCCUCGACCAACGAAAGAUUAAGCUUCAGGGAUUUGCUAACCAAACCCGCUCUCAAGGGCUUUGCAUCGGCUAUGGUUCUGACUCUGGGCCAUCAAUGCAGUGGCAUAUUCAGUUUCGUGAACUAUAUGUCCACAGUGUUCGCAGCCUCUGGUUCUGUAUUCGAUGUAAACACCUGCACCAUUAUCAUUGGAGUUUUCCAAAUUAUUGGCGUCUAUACCUCCACCAUGUGUGUGGAUAUUAUUGGACGUCGUAUCCUAAUGUUGAUCUCCACUUUUGGCAUUGGCCUGGGAUGCAUUCUCUUUGGCUUCUUUACUUAUUACGCUCAGCAAUAUGACUUGAGCAGAUGGAAUUGGAUUCCCUUAGUGCUGAUGAUCAUAUUGGUUUAUCUGGCCAAUGUAGGUCUAAAUGGAUUAAUUUUUCUUGUCCUGGUAGAGCUUUUCCCAGCCAAGAUACGAUCGUUGGCUACUUCUAUUUCAUUGGUAUUUCUAAGUGCAAUAGUCUUUGGAACUUUAAAACUGUUUCCAUUGAUGCUUCACUAUCUGGGCAUAUCGGUGACCAUGUGGUUUUCAGGCUGUUCUUGUUUCAUCACAUUUCUAUACUUUUUCAUCUGCCUCCCAGAGACCAAAGGCAAGUCAAUGAUUGUAGAUUGA